This is a messenger RNA of Talaromyces rugulosus, 285 nucleotides long. RefSeq lists its product as uncharacterized. The transcript is spliced from 2 exons. The record is from RefSeq and is a predicted model, not a curated record. Lineage: Eukaryota; Fungi; Ascomycota; Eurotiomycetes; Eurotiales; Trichocomaceae. The coding region runs from base 1 to 285 and encodes 94 amino acids.
AUGAAGGCCUUUCUGUUCGCUGUUCUUCUCACCCUACUCUUCCUCCAAACUCUGGCUGCACCCGUCACCACCAAUACCGAAGAUGCAACCACAAUCCACAAAAAAGAACACAACCCUCGCAACUCCCAUGGCUACAUGGUCAUCCGUCGAGGCAACAUCAUGCCGAGAGUCCGCAAGCUGCUUCCGUUUUUGAGCGCGUUUGGAAAUUUCGGGCAAUCCGGACACAAGAAAGGCGGUAAGACGCCUACCUCAAAGGCACCGGCUUGCUUUGAAUGGGGUUUUUAA